This is a messenger RNA of Sorex araneus (European shrew), 3654 nucleotides long. RefSeq names its product transient receptor potential cation channel subfamily C member 7 (gene TRPC7). Bases 385 to 2973 code for a protein of 862 amino acids. Lineage: Eukaryota; Metazoa; Chordata; Mammalia; Eulipotyphla; Soricidae. The transcript is spliced from 12 exons. The record is from RefSeq and is a predicted model, not a curated record. Gene Ontology annotation, molecular function: store-operated calcium channel activity; inositol 1,4,5 trisphosphate binding; protein binding. Gene Ontology annotation, biological process: manganese ion transport; calcium ion transmembrane transport; regulation of cytosolic calcium ion concentration. Gene Ontology annotation, cellular component: membrane; cation channel complex.
CCUAAAGCGCUGUGGUAGGAAGGCAGAGUUGCCACCUCCCUUUCAAAGCUACUGUCUGAGAGAGGGGGUGGGGACUGUGUCAAACCAGCACCACGCUGCAUGCCAGUCUCACACACGGCUUCUCCGUCAUGUUCCCUGGGAAAUUUCCCCAAGAUUAGAAAAAGAACGGCAACGUGGGUCUUCCUGGGAAGGCGAGUUUCUACCAUUGCAGCACAAAGGACGGAGCAGCGCGCUUUCACAUCCUCGCAACUCCACGCACUCUCCCAGCUCUUUACUUCAGCACCACGGAGAGAGGCACCUCCUCGGCUACCACCCAUGGGGAGCCAGAUUCCAGAGGCUCAACACCGGAUUCCAGUCAUCUAGAGCCUGCGUAUUUCGCCCUCAAUGCUGGGGAACAGCACCUUCAAAAACAUGCAGCGCAGACACACGACACUGCGGGAGAAGGGCCGCCGCCAGGCCAUUCGGGGGCCUGCCUACAUGUUCAAUGAGAAGGGCACAAGCCUGACACCUGAGGAAGAGAGAUUCCUGGACUCCGCGGAGUAUGGCAACAUCCCAGUGGUCAGGAAAAUGCUGGAAGAGUCCAAGACCCUCAACUUCAACUGCGUGGACUACAUGGGGCAGAACGCGCUGCAGCUGGCUGUGGGCAACGAGCACCUGGAGGUCACCGAGCUGCUGCUGAAGAAGGAGAACCUGGCGCGGGUGGGGGACGCGCUGCUGCUGGCCAUCAGCAAGGGCUACGUGCGCAUCGUGGAGGCCAUCCUCAAUCACCCGGCCUUUGCCCAGGGCCAGCGCCUGACGCUUAGUCCGCUGGAGCAGGAGCUGCGUGACGACGACUUCUAUGCCUACGAUGAGGACGGCACCCGCUUCUCCCAUGACAUCACACCCAUCAUCCUGGCGGCGCACUGCCAGGAGUACGAGAUCGUGCACAUCCUCCUGCUCAAGGGCGCCCGCAUCGAGCGUCCCCACGAUUACUUCUGCAAGUGCAAUGAGUGCACGGAGAAGCAGCGGAAGGACUCUUUCAGCCACUCCCGCUCCCGCAUGAACGCCUACAAGGGACUGGCAAGCGCCGCCUACCUAUCCCUGUCCAGCGAAGACCCCGUCCUCACGGCACUGGAACUAAGCAACGAGCUAGCCAGACUCGCCAACAUUGAAACUGAAUUCAAGAAUGAUUACAGGAAGUUGUCUAUGCAAUGCAAGGACUUCGUGGUGGGCGUGCUGGACCUGUGCCGAGACACAGAAGAGGUCGAAGCGAUUUUAAAUGGGGACGUGAACUUCCAAGUCUGGUCGGACCACCAUCGUCCAAGCCUGAGCCGAAUCAAACUCGCCAUUAAGUAUGAAGUCAAAAAGUUCGUUGCUCAUCCUAACUGUCAGCAGCAAUUGCUUACCAUGUGGUAUGAAAAUCUCUCAGGCUUACGUCAACAGUCUAUCGCUGUGAAAUUCCUGGCUGUCUUUGGAGUCUCCCUAGGCCUCCCUUUUCUCGCCAUAGCCUAUUGGAUUGCUCCGUGCAGCAAGCUAGGACGAACCCUGAGGAGCCCUUUCAUGAAGUUUGUAGCCCAUGCGGUUUCUUUCACCAUCUUCCUGGGACUGCUAGUCGUGAAUGCAUCAGACCGCUUCGAAGGUGUGAAAACACUGCCCAAUGAGACCUUCACAGACUACCCCAAACAGAUCUUCAGAGUGAAAACCACACAGUUCUCCUGGACAGAGAUGCUCAUCAUGAAGUGGGUUUUAGGCAUGAUCUGGUCCGAGUGCAAGGAAAUCUGGGAGGAGGGGCCACGUGAGUACGUGCUGCACCUGUGGAACCUGCUGGACUUCGGGAUGCUCUCCAUCUUCGUGGCCUCCUUCACCGCCAGGUUCAUGGCCUUCCUCAAAGCCAGCGAGGCCCAGCUGUACGUGGACCAGCACGUGCAGGAUGCCACGCUGCUCAACGUCUCACUUCCGCCGGAAGUGGCGUACUUCACCUACGCCAGGGACAAGUGGUGGCCUUCAGACCCCCAGAUCAUCUCGGAAGGGCUGUACGCCAUCGCCGUCGUGCUGAGCUUCUCUCGGAUCGCCUACAUCCUGCCGGCCAACGAGAGCUUCGGGCCGCUGCAGAUCUCCCUCGGGCGAACCGUGAAAGACAUCUUCAAGUUCAUGGUCAUCUUCAUCAUGGUUUUUGUGGCCUUCAUGAUUGGGAUGUUCAACCUAUACUCCUACUACCGAGGUGCAAAGUACAACCCCGCGUUUACAACGGUGGAAGAAAGUUUCAAAACCUUGUUCUGGUCCAUCUUUGGCUUGUCUGAAGUGAUCUCGGUGGUGCUGAAAUACGACCACAAGUUCAUCGAGAACAUUGGCUAUGUGCUCUACGGCGUUUAUAACGUCACCAUGGUGGUCGUGCUGCUCAACAUGCUGAUAGCCAUGAUCAACAACUCCUACCAGGAGAUCGAGGAGGACGCAGAUGUGGAGUGGAAGUUUGCCCGUGCCAAGCUCUGGCUGUCUUAUUUCGAUGAAGGAAGAACUCUCCCUGCUCCUUUCAACCUAGUGCCAAGCCCCAAAUCCUUUUAUUAUCUCAUAAUGAGAAUCAAGAUGUGCCUCAUAAAACUCUGCAAAUCUAAGGCCAAAAGCUGUGAAAACGACCUUGAAAUGGGCAUGCUGAACUCCAAAUUCCGGAAGACGCGCUACCAGGCUGGCCUGAGGAAUUCAGAAAACCUGACAGCGAAUAACACCUUCAGCAAGCCCACCCGAUACCAGAAAAUCAUGAAGCGCCUCAUAAAAAGAUACGUGCUGAAGGCCCAGGUGGACCGAGAGAACGACGAAGUGAACGAAGGGGAGCUGAAGGAGAUCAAGCAGGACAUCUCCAGUCUGCGCUACGAGCUUCUGGAGGAGAAGUCGCAGGCCACGGGCGAGCUGGCCGACCUGAUCCAGCAGCUGAGCGAGAAAUUCGGGAAGAGCCUCAACAAAGAGCACCUGCGGGUGAAUCAGGGCAAGGACAUCUAGCUGCCCGCGGGCACCGCCACCUCUACCAGCACGCGGGCCGCUGCCGGCCUGGGCCAGGUCCUGGUGGGGAGAGGCUGCGAUCCCAGGGGCCCAGGGAGGAGCCCAGAGCAGCCCUGCUGACCGUGCCCCCACGCCCCCUGGCCUCUCUGGCCAGAACUAUUAGGAAAUCUGGGUUCUGGGUAAGAAACACACCCCAAGAAGAGGGGUGGAAGUUCCCCCCACACACAUGUUUCUGGCCAGUCCUCUGGUUCCAGCCGCAGUGACCCCUGUCCCUGGGGUCACUUCAGGAAAAGGCCAUCCUCGAUGUCACACGUGCCCUCCUCAGCACGGGGCCCGGGGUGUCCGUCCUGGGCAGACAGACCACCUCAGCCCACACGCCCCCACGCCCUGCCCGCACCCCGCCCGUGCCCGCUCGUCCAAACAGAACCAGGAGGGACCCUGGGAUCUAUUCUUAAGUGCCAGCUGAGAACACAGAUAGCCUGAUAGAAAAAUAGUUCUAUUUGUUUAUUUAAAAAAAAAGAGAAGAGUUUAAAAUUCCUAAAUCAAAAAAAAAAAAUUGUACUGUAGGUAGCACUGUUUAGAGAACAACAAAAAUCCAAAUGAUGUAUUUUUACCUUUAUUAAGAUUAUCUUGUAUUUACUAUUUUUACCUGAAAUGGAAAGAAAUAAAAAUUACCUCAUA